Molecule: messenger RNA, 1359 nt
Organism: Solanum pennellii
Lineage: Eukaryota; Viridiplantae; Streptophyta; Magnoliopsida; Solanales; Solanaceae
Product: two-component response regulator ARR11-like
Exons: 5
Coding region: 1-1359 (452 amino acids)
Biological process (GO): regulation of DNA-templated transcription; phosphorelay signal transduction system
Cellular component (GO): nucleus
Molecular function (GO): DNA binding; DNA-binding transcription factor activity
Source: RefSeq, a predicted model, not a curated record
AUGGAAGGGAUAAACAAUCCAAUGUCUUCUCCUUACUAUGGAAAGAUUGAACAUGUUCAUGUAAUGCUGGUGGAUAACGACAAAGAGUUUACCAAAAAGAUGACUGAUUUUCUGACGUUUUAUGAAUAUAAAGUUGUGACGGUUGAUACGGCUUUAGCAGCAAUGUCAAUGCUCAAGGAAAAGCAAAAAAUUGACGUAAUGAUACUCAAUGUUCAUCCAUCGAACAUUUAUUCUUUUGACCUCUUAGCUCAAGCCGUGGUGUUGGAUAUAGUUACACUUGUUGUUUAUGAUGAACUCAACGAGCUGGUAGCAAAAAAGGCUUUGGAUAAAGGAGCCUAUCUUUCCCUUAAAAAGCCAUUUGAUGAAGAAAUUUUGCAAUACUUAUGGCAAAUUGUUUUGAAGAGGAACACGCAACAAGAGAAAGCAAGAGAAGGAUCAGAAAUGAAAAAUGUAUCUAAUAUCAAUGAAGGAGAAAGUCAAAGCAAUGCUACUAAUAUGGUUGUUAGGCGAAAGUAUCGAACUAAAUGGACUGAUGAACUUCAUACCAAAUUUAUGAAAGUUGUAGAGCAACUCGGAGAUGGAAAUUGUUACCCCAAGAAGAUUUUUGAGCUUAUGCAAGUGCCCGGUCUUACAAGAAUUCAAAUCGCUAGCCAUCUACAGAAAUGUCGUCGCAAUAAUUGGAGAUCUCGAAAAGAGCAAAGAUAUGUUUGUGCCCCGUCAGGACAUGAAAGUAAAUUUGGGGCAAUGCCUCGACUUCAAACAAAUGUACUGAAUCCGCAACGCAACUCAGAUGAAAUCCAAAAAGGUUCAUGGUAUUCAUUUUCAACUCCUGAUGCCAACAAUGUUUUUGCUAGAGGAGAUAAUUCAAUUCAACAAGAAUUCAACAAUAAUGUUGGUGGUGGGCUACAACCUGAAACAUUAUUUGGAAUGUCGAGUUCACAAGAACUAGAAGGCUCAAUUACUGGGAACACUAAUUAUAAGCCUGCCUGGGCGUUUAACAACGGAGAUCAUGAUCAUGCUCAAUAUGCUUAUAACAACUUGAAUCUCAACGCGGCCUAUGGGACAAUAUAUUCAAAUAACAAAACAUUGUCUGGUGCAAACACUGGAAAUGUGCAAGUUGAUGAAUAUAAUGUCAAUGCAGAAAAUGUGGCAAUAUGUUCAGAUAACGCAAUGAUGUCUGAUACUUAUGUUGGAAAUGUGGCUAUUAAUGGAGUAGGAGAAACAAACACAAAUUUUCAACAAUAUAUUGAUGAGUCAGAUAUAUUUGCGACAUUAUGUGAGAGUGACAUUGAUGAGGCUGAUGCAAGUGAGAAGGAAGAUUGCGAGGCAUAUUACCUGAAUACGGAAUACCUCCUUUAA